This is a messenger RNA of Drosophila arizonae, 7064 nucleotides long. It is a transcript of the gene Exn, whose product is annotated as Ephexin. Gene Ontology annotation, molecular function: protein binding; guanyl-nucleotide exchange factor activity. Gene Ontology annotation, biological process: activation of GTPase activity. The record is from RefSeq and is a predicted model, not a curated record. Lineage: Eukaryota; Metazoa; Arthropoda; Insecta; Diptera; Drosophilidae.
UGUUAGGUCCGGGCGGCGCCUUUAUGCGUGUGCUCGUUGUCGAGAGCUGCGCGCGCAUAUUAAACUGUUCAUUUGUGUUUAAUGUUUGUCUUCGCUAUUGAAAAUGAUGUGCAAUAAUCGAUGUAAUCAAAAUUUGGCACACACGGUGUAUGUGUGUGUGUAAGGUGAAACGAAAGUGGCUGGCAAAAGUGAAACGCCCACAAAAUCAAAUUGAGCCAAGAAUCUAGCCAAACCACUUGGCCACAAAAGCCCACACAUAUAAAAAUAGUUACAACAACAACACCAACAGCWUCUGCACUAAAAAUUUCACCAAGAACAGGCUGUGCGUGUGUGUAUGUGUGCGAGGCUUGCCAAGCCUGCCAAUUUGAGCGCCUGCAAAGUGUUUUUCUCUCUUCUGCGCAUAUGUUUUGUCUUCUUUGUGCCUAGUUGUGGAUUAUAUAUGGCAGCUUCUGGUGCUACUGCUGCUGCUUCUUCUUGCUCAGCUUGUACAGCUGUGGCCUGGCUUAAUGGCCUCGAGGCGACGGCAGCUUCCAUUUGAAUUGGCCAUCGGCCGCUGGCCACGACAGACGUCGCCGCCGAACGCUUAAUCGUAGCAAUGCAGUUGUCAGCGGACGCCAUGGCGACCUCAUCUGGAUCGAAUAUGGAUGCGGCUGCAGCGCGCAGCGAAUGCAAUGGAAAUGCAACAACAACAACAACAAAUAAUAAUUCGCCGCGUAAAGAAAAGACAAUACUCGGUUGGCUGGUGAAAAGUGCAAGUGCGAACGAUAAAGCUAACGAUAGCGAUAACAAUAACUGUAACGAUAACGCUAACGAUAAAUCUAACAUUAACAACAAUAGAAUCAACAACAACAAUUGCAAUUGUGAAUCGCGCGCGUUUCGCGAAUUCCGCGGCGUUCAAACUCUACGUUUGCUCUGGAGCAAACGCAUCCACAGCGCCAGCGUCGAGGCAGCGGAAUCUCAGGUACAACGCCAGGGGCUGGGCACCCUGCGCAAGCUAAACAAGUCGGUUAGCUGUUUGGUGAAUGCGUUUAAUAACGCGCGCGACUGGCCCAGUCUAACAAACGCGCACGAAACGCGCGCAAAACGCGCGGCCAGCUUACACAAUCUACAGGAGACGUCGUCGGAGCAACAGGUGCUGCUGCAAUUGCAACGGGACAAGGACAAUUUCUACAAGUACAAAAACGCCGAACAGGCAAAAAUGCUGCGACGCAGCAGCGACGUUAACGGUAAUACGAACGCGACGUUUAUCGCUGUCAAAGCGGGCAACGCGGCGGGCGAACGUCUGCAGUGGCCCAAGCGCGAGGACGUCAUGGCCAAGUGCAGCCAAUCCGAUAAUCAGCAUGAGCAAGCCUCUGGCUGUGGGCGCCUGGGGGAGCGAGCGGCAGAGCGAUUGGGUGCGAGCGAGCAGGUGAAUCUUAUCAGCGAGCAGUCAGCAGCAGCMGCGACAGAGGCAGCAGCAGCAGCAGCGGCGAAUUCAGUUCGCAUUAGUCUCAGCGCGGCGAGCGGCCACAGCGGCAGCAGUGAAUCGCUGCAAACGGUAAAUUCUACAAAUUCGCUCACUUCCAUUGCGACUUCGGGGAUAACUGUGACGUCACAGACGAGCGCGAAUCGCAGUGCGGGCACACGCCGCAAAUACAGUUUCAAAACACAUGCGGGCAAGUCGUUUCAUCAGCACCACACACCACGACGCAUGUCCAGCCACAGUCACAGUCACACACACACUCACCAAGGGGGCGGGGCUGGUGGGGAGUUCAGCGGCGGCGGCGGUGUGGUGCGUCAGCUGACGCAACAAUUCAAUGAGAUCAUACAGAAGGACGCGCGAGUGCUGGAGCAGGUGAAGCGCAAGAAUGGCGUGUGGCUGUCGCGUGGCUCACAUGUCUACAAGAUUGUGGAGCGAUCAGCUAUGCAGCAACAGCAACAGCAGCAACUGGAGCGUGCGGAGCAGUCAAACUCGCCAUCGCAGUCGCCGUCGCAGUCUCAGCGUAGCUCCAUGGUGCAGCGUAAUAUUAAGAAAUUCGAGAAACUGGAUAAGCCGCUGGUGCCACAGAAAACACAGCAGCUGCUGCGCAAGCACCAGGAGCUGAUGAGCCAGCGACCCAGCACACUGAGCCUCAGCAAGCAGAUGAGAAACAAACGCAGUCGCAACCAACAACAGCUGAUACUGGAGCUGGAGCAGCAGCAGCUGAAGCUGGAGGUGGUGAAAGAGGAGGUGAAGACGCCCGUGGAGCCGAACGCUAGCACGGAUGAGGGUGUGCAAUCAGAUCUAGACGAAGCUACCAAGCCAAAGCCCACUGUGGAUGAGCUGACGCCCGAAGAGCUGGAAGAUGUGGAGGCGGAGGAGCGACAGAAGCAGCGCAAGCACAAGUACGCGACGAUCUAUGAGAAGCUGCGCCUGCUGCCUUUCAUUAAGAACAAGAAAGCAGCCACGCCCCCGAAUACGCCCACCAAAGCUGUAGCUGAAAAAGAAGCAACAGCAGAGCAGGAGCAGGAGCAGGAGCAAGAUCAGGAGCACCAGCUGGAGCAGGAUAUGCAGCUGCAGCAGGAUCAGCAAGAGCAACAGCCGCUGGUGUCACCUUGUAUGGAAGCAGAUGCAAAGAUUUUGGCUGCACUCGAGGUGCUAGAUCAAAAGCUGAAAAUACUCGGAGAGCCGGCAAAGACCAAGGAUGGGGAGCUGGUGAUCGCAGCCAACGAUGACUUUGAGCAGCGCCUGUUGCCCAACAACUCCUUCAUCUAUCAGGCGGCCAAUAAGCAGGUGUCCAACAAUCAGCUGCUGCUCAACCAGGCGGUGAAUGUGACACUGGUGAAUGCCAUUGAAGGCGAGCAAAUGAUCAUGGAGCAGAAACAGCUGGCCAAGGAGGAGGAGAAGCAACUGUCGAAGGAGCAUAUGCAGGAGGAGCAGGAGCUGGAGCCCAUGUAUGAGCCCAUAACGCCCUCGACGGAAAUCAAGACUGAGCCACAGGCGUCGAGCCUGUACAAGAUAACAAACCAAAUGGAUAAAGAGGAGGCAUCGAUGCCGGUGGAGGACAUCUAUCAGACGCUGGAAGAGGCAACAACAACAACUAUAAUAAUAGCAACAGGAUUAGCAGCUGGAGCAGAAACAGCUGCAACCAAGAACAACUGGCUGGAGGGCUACGAGUCCAUAGCGGGAUCUUCGGGAAACAGCGAUGACUAUGAAGCCUUCGCUGCUCCAGCCACGCCCACUACACCAAUCUCUUCAAGCACCGGCACACUCGGACGCAAUACGCGCGAUGAGCUGCCGGAGCUGCCCAAGCCAAAGCGAGUGUUGCCCAAAACUCCAUGCGUUCUGCGACCUGCCCCGGCCAAGCCUUCACAGCCAACUCGACCUUCGGGCAAGGCCUGUGCCGCUCCAGCCUCGACGGAUGAGGAUGAUGAAAACAUUUAUGACACAAUCAAAGGCUGCUACGACUCGCUGGCACUGCAGCGCAGCAAGACGGAUGCCAUUUCAAUCAGCUCCAAUUGCUAUGAGAGCAUCUCCAAUUACCGCAAGAGCAAGAGCUCAGUUGGACCAAGUGAGGGAGCCGGAGCGGGAGCAACAGCAUCCGGCGUGCUGCUGUCUAGCAGUGGCUCAACGCUCACGCUUUCCUCGGAUCAUCGCACGAAUAGUUUGUAUGAAUCCUCGCUAGCCACGGGCCACAUUGUCUAUGGCAGCGGCUGUCGUUCCUCGCUCGCCAGCAGCAGCGCCGGCAGUGGCGCUGGCAGCGGCGUUGGCAGCGCAGCAGGCAGCAACGGCGCAGGCAAGCAGUGCGACAAGCGAUCCUCCAUUGCUGGCUCCAGUGACAACAGYGAUGCCUGGGUGGAUAUAUCCGAUGGCGAGGCAGAGACAGCAGCUGCGACGGCUACGUCCACAGCCAUCGGCGAGGCGCAGUUCGUUGUCGUUCGGGAACGAUUCAAGCAGCAUCGCGUUCGAAGUCCCGAUUGGUCGAAACGCAUAAGAGACAAAAGACUGCAACAAAACAAGGCCAAAAGCUGCAUAGAGGAUGACUCGGAUCACUAUUACGAGACGCUGUCGCCGCUGGGCAACAAGCGCCACUCGACGCAGCUGCUGCCCGGGCAGCAUCACAAGCGGCAUCAGGAGCGCAGCAGCAAGCAGCAGUCGGCAUCGGCGCAUGCCCUGGGGCAACACCAAAUCUACUCGGAUGACUACGAUUCGUUUGAGACAGACAGCGACGAGCCUACGGAGCCAGAGCAGCGCCUGCAGCACCACAAUGAUAGUGGCGUGGACAUGCGGAAUCAUCGGCUGCCAUUGCCGCCGGCGCCACAGAAUCAAGUCUAUGCCAUAGUGCGGAAGUUCAAGGAUUUCAUCUCGAGCAAGAAGUCGCACAAGGGCAGCCAGCAGAAGAUCUACGAGAAUAGUGGAGCACAGUUCUAUGUGGAGUGCCGCAAGCGGGAGCCGCAAGAGCCGGCCGGCUCGCUGAGCAGCUCCGAGCGCAAUCUGGUGGCCGGUCAGAGUCAACAGGAUCCGCAACAGCAGCAGGAGCAGCAAUCGUCGUCUGCCAGCCUGCUGAGACCCAAACAGAAGAAUGGCAAGAGUCUCAGAUCGAGGCUACGCAAGAGCCUGGUUGGUGCCUCCUUUGAUACAAAGCAGCUGGCGGCGCUAACGCCAACGCGCAGUACAUUCUACAUUGAGGAUCCAGCGACACCGCAGCAGCACGAACAACAGGAACACCAUGGCUCUGGCGAACUGGACUCGGGCUUCUCGGAGAAGGCCUCUUCUGGCGAUAUACCCGUUAUGCCGGCAACGCCCAGCGCGGAGUCACAAAAGUUCUCGACAGUCGCACGGAAAACCAAAAAGGAGGCGAAGGCCAUGCGACGUCGCACGACCAUUGGCGUGCGUCCGCACGAUCCGCCACCACCGCCGCCGCCGUCAGUGGAGCUGCGCAAUAGUAAUAGAACGCAGCUGGAGCCACAUUCACCCACCUCUUGGUAUGCCGAAUGCGGCGUCUUCAAACAGUCAACAACAACCCUAACCGCUCCACAUGGAACUGACGAGCCAACCACGCCUACACCAAAUACCCCUGGAGGAGGUAGCAGCUCAUGGUAUACCGAGUCGGGACUGUAUCAGACCAGCGGCAUCUCUGUGGCCAGCUCGAGCGGCAGCUCCGGAGUCUCCACGGGCAACGAGGCGGGUCUGGGUGAUGAGCUGCAGCCACACAGCUUGUUCUUCAACGAGCCACUCUAUCAGGUCUACAGCGCUGCUAAGCUGGAGUCCAUUACACGUGAUCUGGAGGCGCAUGAGAGCUCAACGGAUGGGUAUGAGGAGAUUGGGCAACAUGCGCAUGCCAAAAAGGAACCAGCGCAGCAGACCCAAAAGACUCGCCCCAGCGCCUUGCAGCUGGUGGAACCCAAGAAUGGGCCAUCGCGAACGCUGUGGAGCGAAAUACCAGAGGUCAUCCAUUCUGGCAUUCUACCUACGUUGACACCGCGAGAACGUGGCCUGCAGGAGGCCAAGUUCGAGAUCAUGACGUCAGAGGCGAGUUAUUUGAAGUCUCUCAAUCUGCUGCGUCGUCACUUUAUGAACAAUACCGCCUUCUGCGAUAGCUCCGUGCUAAGCACGAAGGAUCGCAAGGCGCUCUUCUCCUACAUUGUGCCCGUGCACGAAUGCUCGGAGCGCCUGCUCACCGAGCUGGAGUGCUGCUGGCAGAACAAUAUCAUGUUGGUCGGACUGAGCCGUUGCAUCUACGAGAUUGCCGAACGGCAUUUUCAUGUGUACAUUACAUUCUGUGAGCAUCAGGGACGCAUGGAUCGAACAUUGCGUCGUUUGAAGGAGGCGAAGAACGGAGCGUUCCAGCAGCAUCUGGAAAAGCUCGAGGCGAGUCCCAGUUGCUGUGGGCUCAAUCUGCAUUCGUUCCUCAUGCUGCCCAUGCAGCGAAUCACGCGUCUUCCACUGCUCAUCGAUGCGGUGUUUAGCAAGGAGUCACCACACAAUACUGAGGAAUACGAGGGCUGGAAACUAGCCCUGGCACUCGUGCAGAAGAUCGUCGCCCAGUGCAACGAGGCAGCCAAUCGUUGUGAGCAAGCAUACGAGCUGGAGCGCAUCUCCAAACAAUUAGAAUUCCCCAGUCAUAUACGAGCCCUGGCCAUUGCACCAAUGGGAGUGCCCAAGCAGGGCGCCAAACCGCGUUUCCUGGUUAAACGGGGCGAGUUGACUCACCUAGUGUGGCGCGGCGAUGAUGCGAAGCUGACGUUUGGUAAACGCUUCACCAAGUCGAGCAUCUAUGCAUUCCUCUUCUCCGAUCUGCUGGUGCUCUGCAAGCGCAAGGGCGACUCCAACUUUUCGGUGUUCGACUACUGUCCAAGAAGCAUGUUGACUCUGACAUCGGGCGACAAUCUGCCCCAGCUGCCUACCAAAGACAUCAAGGAUCCGACUAGCAAAAAUCUCAUGCUGAUGACACUGCUGGAGAACCAUGAGCGCAAGACAAUUGAACUUGUGCUGUCGUGCCCAUCAGUGUCUGAUCAGCAGCGCUGGCUGGAGGCCAUGCGUCCACCGGAGGCGGAAACGCCUGGUGAGAAACUGUACGAGUCGUGGGACUGUCCGCAGGUUAUUGCCAAGCACAGCUACGAAUCUGAUGAGCCAGAUGUGCUACAGCUGGAGCUGGGCGACGUGGUUAAUGUCUCACGCAAGCUGCCGGAUGGUUGGUAUCAGGGUGAGCGGAUAAGAGACGGAGCUGUCGGCUGGUUUCCCGGCAGCUAUACGGAGGAAUUGAACUCGUCCCACGUUCGCGCACGCAAUUUAAAGCAGAGACACCGCCUACUUACCUUCACCGCCACCUACUUGGAGGCGCAAAAGGGCAAAUGAUUCUCGACGCCAUCUCCAAUUACGGCUCCAUUCAAAUGGGCCGAGUAUUCAAAUCAAGUAGUCUAUCAAUACAGUUUGUAUAAGUACAUUAUAUAUAUAUAUGUCGAUUUAGAAAAUGUGAUAAUUAAUUAAUUGUUUACACGGCAAGCAAAGAAAUCAUAAACAAUUACUGCCCUAUAAAUUAUGUGCAUUAGUUAUAAACGAAGCAAUCUGCAAUCUGUAUGUAUGCAUGCGUGUUAGUUAUGUU